Molecule: messenger RNA, 6346 nt
Organism: Odontomachus brunneus
Lineage: Eukaryota; Metazoa; Arthropoda; Insecta; Hymenoptera; Formicidae
Exons: 4
Coding region: 1935-4661 (908 amino acids)
Biological process (GO): regulation of transcription by RNA polymerase II
Molecular function (GO): protein binding; DNA-binding transcription factor activity; RNA polymerase II cis-regulatory region sequence-specific DNA binding
Source: RefSeq, a predicted model, not a curated record
CUCACCUGAGCGUUUCAGGUGGCAGUCGCCCUGCUGAGUCGCUCAGCGACGGGUUCUCCUCGUGAGCGCCGCGAGAGCGCGAUUCGCCCAGCCUCCUCCGCGCCGUUGCACGGCGAGAGCAGAGAGCAAGACUUCGACCGUGAGAGAGAGAGAGAGGGAGAAAUUUGGACAGGAAAAAUCGCAGUUCCCAUCUGCGACAACAACAACAACAACAACUACCUCCCGAAUUCUCCUCCGUAGAUCGUGUCGGUCUUCCGAAUGAAUGCCACCACGAAGACGUUCAAUCUCGUCUAAUUGCUGAGUCCUGUUGGCAGGACGACUUCAUUUCGCGCGCGAGAGAAAGAGAGAAGUCGAUCGACCGGAUUGCCCGAGUCGGAUUAUUUUAAGCGGGUACCGGUUGACAGAUCGGGCCGACUCGAUUGGGAGAAUGAUUUUCGGUGGGACGACGGUAGAUUAGAAACAGAGAGAAACGUAGUUGCGGAUUCCUGCUGAUUGAAGAAACGGGAGAUUUUUGGUGAAGCAAUCUCGGUUAAUUAAUUAUUCACGCUGACCAGUGCGACCUGUUCGAGAGAAGGAUCUACUUACGAUUUCUCGCCGGGGUAUCUUUUAUUGUCUUUUGAGGCUUCGGACAAUCCUUACUAUCGAGACCCUUGUGAAUGGGACGUUUCGCACGAUGGACCACGCUGAUAUAAUAUGAUCAGCGCGUAACACGCGUGGCGCGACCGCGUAUCGUAACGUAACCUCACGUAAUGGGAAGUAACGAGAGGUCGUCCCGCAACGCUUUCUGAUCGUGAUUUCAGAGGAUCCACGCGCGAAGAAAGUGAACGAUUUCGAGAUUCAGCCGGCGAUAAUCGAGCAGUUCUCGUUGGCGAGGAAAAGCAAUCGUUACCGCUUAUUAAAUGAGAAACAAGGCGAUCUCAACGGCCGAUCUAUAGACAAGCGUGCGCGCCGCUCGCGCGGGACGUAUAAAUUUGUCGUGAAAUCGACUCGUCCGACGGCAUUCUGACGGAAUUAUCGAGGUAUCGCGUAAUAACGAGCGACACGAGGCUGCGGUAAACGCGGCUGCAAAAGGCGCUCGCGCACGGCUAGCCGCGAGCGCGAGGAAAAAGCCAGUCGGGACUUACAGGCCUCGAAGCCACAAUGACGACGAAGAAAGUGUCGUCAAUCAACGAGAAGAAGAUUCUUAUAAAGGAGAGUCUGCGGUGGACAUGACAAGAACGUGCAUACGGUCGCUCGUUAACCAACGAGAAAAGGGAAUCGGCGCCGCGGUGAAUCCGAGGGAAUCUCAAGCUUCUACCUGGCUUCUAUUCGAGUGCGCGUCACUUGGUUCAACGGCAAGCACGAUAAGAAGCGCGACGAGGCCAAUUAAUUAAUUUGCACGAGAUCCCCUCCCCCCCUGAGCAAGACAAUCUACACUCCAACUCGCGUGCGCGCGCGUCUGGUAGAAUGUGAAUUAAAAGGGAUAUCGAGAGGAGAGAACGCGGUCGCGGCCGUAAAUCUCGCGCCCGAUCAAAGUGACAGCGGAAGCCAACACUGUUAUCGCGGGUAAUUGUGCCAAUAAUCACGCGGUCAUAAUUCAACGCCGCGAGACAGCCCAACACAGGUGUCACCGGCAAUCGUGCGACCGACCAGUCGAUCAAACGAACGAUCGAUCACGUGUUAAAAAUCCGCGCGCGAACCGCAUCGCGGAAUUCGACACGUCGCCAGGAACACUUUUUCACGUCUCUCUCUCUCUCUCUCUCUCUCUCUCUUUUUUCUCACGGGGACACGAUAGGUCGCCGAUAGGACUUAAAAAGUCAACGAUGGCCGAUCCGUGCUAAAUGUCACGCGCGGAAUCACGAAUCUCGUCCAAGUGUCGCGAAGUCGCUCUCGAGUGCCGAGUGAACUGCUAAUGAGCGAUCGUUAAUCACACGCAUACCGCACGCAAGUGGAACAUGAUGGGAGAGGUGAUUCGUGUUUCCGGCAGGGCGGCGGACGUCGGGGACUUCCUCAAGGAGGCCAUGCUGUCGCAGCGAUUCGCCGACGUGGCCCUAUGCUGCCCUGGAGGUCAAAGGUUCCUCGCGCAUCGCCUGGUCCUGUCCGCCGCGAGUCCUUACUUACAGGAGGUAUUGCUGGCACACAGCAAGUCUGCCGCUCACUGCGAACCCAUCACGGUGAUCUUGGCGGAGGUAGAGGCACCGGAACUCGCAGCACUCCUCGGCUUCGUAUACACUGGGAGCGCGACGGUGCCGAGAGUUCGGCUGGACGCAUUUCUACGCGCUGCCGAGGCCCUACGCAUUCAGCUGCCGCCGGUGCCAGUCGUGAUGACGUGCGGAGACCAGACGGACUGCAAGCUGGAGGACGUCAAGGAUGUCAAGGUCAGCCCCAAGUACCUGCAGUGCGAUCAGUAUCCGUCAUCCGACAGGUGGUACCGCUCGGCGAGGCCGUCACCUUACGAAGAGCCGUCACCUUACGAAGAGCGGAAAGAGUCCUGCGCCGGGAUAUUCCCGCCGAAUGACACCAGGGAUAUUCCCAGCAGGACGUUUCACGAACUCGACAAUCCCGUGAGGUCCGCGUUCGCGGCUACCUGCACGAACGCGUGGCCGCUCGGUGGCUUCAUGCACCAAGACCGAGCGAUGGUGGAUCCUGCGGCGGAUAAGGAACACGUCUCGACAACGGGUAGAUCGGCGCACGAGCUCCCCGACAAGAACCACGCGAUGGUUCCCGCCGGUGAGCCGUCUUUCAAUGUGUACCAGUCGAGCACGUGCCUCCCGCCGGGCGCACCUGUCACGGAGGGAUACGGCGCGUUGGAUCCACUGGAGAGGAUCAGGACGGGGUACGAGAGGGUGCAGGUGAAUUGCGCCACCGGCAAACUGGGGGACGAGGACGCGAGCGCGGCUGCCUCGGGCGAGUUUUGCGGAAGAACGCGUGACGAUUGCACUCGCGAGUGCCCCUACCCGGGCAGGAUGCAGUCGUCGUCCUUGCCAUGCGCCGGUCGGACGAGGUCGUACGAGAGGUCCGAUUACGGUCAGGCGGGCGAGGAUCUCAGCUGCGGCGAAAGUUGUUGUAGGUGGAGGACUGCCCGCAGGCACGUGGCCAACCGCGUCACCGCGUCGCCGUGGCGCCAGAUCGUCAGGCCUCAUCAUUCACCGCGAACAAGGCCCGCCGUCAUGCCCGCUGAACGUCAGGUCGACGAGAUGGAGAUCCAGGGGAAACCGCUGACGCCGGAACCGGUACGGUCAUCGAUAAUAUCGAUGAGCCCGAGGCUUCACUCCCCCAGAAGCGCGCCGAGGAGCGACGGGCUUUACGCUUUCGAAGUUCCUAACAACUGCGAGAUGAGCUUUAACGGCGACGCGAGGCCGCGCGAGAUGAUCGGCGGCCCGGAGGCGGCGAGGGUCCAGGAGAUCUACAGGUCUCCGCUUCCGUUCGCGCCCUCCGGUCAGCUCGUGCCGCUCGCGAACGCGCUGAGGAGCAACGAGCCGCCGCCGCCACCACCCUUUCAGAACACGAACGGUAACACGCGACCGUUAUCCACCGGCAACGACAGCGUCAUCACGAACGCCGGCAAGAGCGGAUACGCGACCUCCCAGCCGACCCCGCAGCAGACACCAACGAAGCCUGAAUUGUCGCAUCCGAUCAGCCGACUAUGCGACACGAUCGAUUCUGACGACAAGAGAGAGAUCUCGCUGACGGACACGGCGAGCGCGGAGAAGAACGACGACGAGCGGAUCGCGAGGAUCUUCGUCAACAGCGACAACAACAAUAACACCGAGGCGAUCGUCAGCACGGAAGUGCCUGCGCGCGGACGACCCGCGGACGAUCACAGGUGCGACCAAUGCGGCAAGACCUUCGUCACGAGGGCGUCGCUCAAGGUGCACAGCCGUACGCACUCCGGAGAGAAGCCGUUCCGCUGCGCCGACUGCGGCAAGCAGUUCUCGCAGCUGCGCAACUACAAGUACCACCGCAGCGUGCACGAGGGCACACGGGAGUUCGCGGCUACCUGUCCGGAAUGCGGCAAGUACUUCAACGAUCGCGGCUACCUGAGCUCGCAUAUGAAGAUCCACCGGAACCGCAAGGAGUACGGCUGCGCGGAAUGCGGCAAGAGCUUCAACCAGCGGGUCGCCUACAACAUGCACGUGCGCAUACAUACCGGCGUGAAGCCGCACCAGUGCGAGCAGUGCGGCAAGGCGUUCUCGCGGAAGAUGCUGCUGAAGCAGCAUCUGCGGACGCACUCCGGCGAGCGGCCGUAUCAAUGCCAGGUCUGCCAGAAGGCGUUCGCCGACCGCUCCAACAUGACCCUCCACACCAGGCUACACUCCGGUCUCAAACCGUACCAGUGCACCCUGUGCUCCAAAGCCUUCACCAAGAAGCACCACCUCAAGACCCAUCUCAACUAUCACACCGGCACCAAGCCGUACUCCUGCCCCAACUGCGGCCUCAGGUUCUCCCAGAGUAGCAACAUGCGGACGCACUUCAAGAAGUGCAGCGUCAACAACCCCGCCGGCGCGACGAAGGCCCACGACGACACCGGCGAUCGGAUCGACGCGGACGGCAACGCGGUGAUGACCAGCCAAGUGGCCGGCAGUCCGGCCGACACCUUGACGCCGCCCAAUUCCGACCAGGAGUCCAGCAUCCUCACGCCGAUCUCGAAGAACGUCGUCGCGAUAGAGAGCAACGCGUAGCGCGGUUCUUGCCGCUCGACUCGCGAAUCGCGGCUCAAUGGUGCGCGAAGUCGAAGGCGCGAUGAAGUGAAGUGAGCAUGUCAUUAUGCGAACGAGUCGUUACGCGGAUCGUUACGAAGUGUUCGGCGAAAGCGGUAAUCAAGGCGUGUUUGACGGGGGAGAACCGAAUGUUUCCCAGGCACAACUCUGCUCGUCGAGGAUAGAUCAAGCGGAAACAGGCAGCGGAUUCGAGCGCCUUCGUGAGGUUGAUCAACGCUCCUGGACGAUUGCUAUUGUUUCUCAAACGAACACGAAGGAUAAUCCGCGAAUCGCUCGAUCCAGGUUACACCUGAGUCCUUGAUCAUUUCUCGCGAACAUUUGCGCGUCACCGUGUACGACAAUGAAAGAUUUCACCGUGCGAUCUGUAGGAUGCGCCGAAUUAUUCGCACCUCUGUGCCUAAAUUGCUCUUUAAAUCGCGCGGGCAAUUUGAUUUUUGAGUGAAGAAGUCCCUUCUGCUCAAAGCGGACUCUCCGUGUGGCGCAACAGUCAUCGCGUACAGUGCCUUCCAGUUCCUGUAUUUAUUGAACUAAUCACGAUGUACGUGUACAGAAGCGUGUAUUUUAAUCUCAUCUAACAUUUAACAGCUUCUCCCUUGGAGACUCGCGCGACGCGGCUCGAGCUAUUCGCGCUAUCAUGGAAAAUUCACGUCGCUCCCUUAUUUCGCGUCGAGAACAAUUAGUAGGUCCCCUUCCUCAAGAGCGCGGCGUAUGAUUGCGACACGGCAAGGUCCAAUUGCUGGUUGCAACACGUCAAUUGCAAAUGCAAUUGAAAAGCCUGCAGCCGUUUGCAGGAAGUAUCUCUCGUAUUCGAAAGUAGCCGCGGAGACUUCGGCGAACAACCGAGCUUCCAUAUCAGCGCAAACAGUGCCUCGUAACGGCCUUUACCAGGAAACGUCCCUAUAGCAGCAUUUAAGGACCUGUUCCUAAAGCAACUUUGUUAGCAAGCAGAACGUUCUUUUCUUUUUUUUUUUUUCGAUCAGGGCAGCUAGAGAUUGCGAGACAACGUGAUGUUGCAUUAAACAUUGCGCAAAUAUAGCGAUCACCAGAGCUUAUAAACGUGAGGUGUGAGUAACAGUCCAAUUCGAUCGCAGAACCGAAGUUCUACUUAAGGAAUGAGAAAAUUGCAGGAUUAUAGCGGACGGAGGAAUCCCGAAGAAAUCCGAGAAGCCCGAAAUCGGAGAGAGAAAUACAAGCCAGAAAUACAACGACUAUGGGUAAGACGAUCGUAUAUUUCGACUAAACAUUAGAAAUAUUUUACGAGAAAAUGCGCGUCUCUUUCUAAUUUGUUAAAUACGUUCGAAAUAAUAUGUUAAGCUGCGAAUUACGAAAUUAGGGAAGUCAAGAAUCAAAAUCAAUAUGAAAUUAUCCGCGGGAGAAGAAUAACUCCAGCGGUGAGAGACACGUUCCGGUAAUUUAAGAUGCAUGCAAAUCCACUCGCGUCGCUAUAAAUGGAAUUAGCAAUUAAAUACAUGUGCGAUAUGGGCGGAGAGAUGUGUUCGAAACACCGGCACUAUGUACAUACUCGACGCGGUAAUAUAUUUAAUUAGCAAACUCUCGGCGCAUGUUAAAUAGGAGAUACAUUUAAUAUAGCAUGUAUCGACUAUAUGUGUAAAUUGAGAUAAUGAAUAAAAUAAAGUGCAAACAAA